Messenger RNA from Nicotiana tabacum (common tobacco), 828 nucleotides. RefSeq lists its product as uncharacterized. The record is from RefSeq and is a predicted model, not a curated record. Lineage: Eukaryota; Viridiplantae; Streptophyta; Magnoliopsida; Solanales; Solanaceae.
AUGGACAACACAGAAUGGAAAAAUGAUCAUAAAUGUGUAGGUGAACUCUCCAAGAGGGAGUGUUUUCUUGAAUCUCACGAUGCUAGCAACUCUUCUACGGAUGGAAGCAAAAUGUACAGCUCAUUUAGAAAGACUAUUGAUAAAAUUGGAAAGAAAAAUGUUGUACAAGUUGUUACAAAUAAUGCUAGUGAAAAUGUUAGUGCGGGGGAGAUGAUGGAAGCUAUGUAUCCAAACAUUUAUUGGACUCCAUGUGCUGCCCAUUGUAUCAACUUGAUGUUUGGUGACAUAUUCAAGGAAAACUCAUAUGCCUUAGUUUUCACUAAGGCCGUCAAGGUAUAUUCUUACAUUAGUCAGAGGUCGUUGUUGUUGAAUUUGAUGAGAAAAUUUACAAAUGAAAGAAAUUUGGUGAGACCGGUGAAGACUAGAUUUGCAACGGCUUUCUUAACUUUGCGGAGUUUUUACUUGAAAAAGAAAAAUUUGAGAAAGCUAGUUUUUUCGAAUGAAUGGAAAGAUAAUAAAUAUGCAAAGGAAGCUGCAGGGAAAGAAACUGCCAAAGUUCUUAUUUCUCCAUCAUUUUGGAAUGACAUCCUUCGGGCUCUUAAAGUUGGUGGUCCUUUGAUUAGGGUGUUUCGUAUGGUGGAUGGGGAGAGAAAACCACCAAUGGGCUAUCUUUAUGAAGCUAUGGAUAGAGCCAAAGAGAGUAUUGCAGCGUCAUUUGAGGGAGAUGUUAGGAAAUAUGAGAAAGUUUUUGAGAUAAUUGAUACCAGGUCGGACAAUCAACUCCAUCGACCUUUGCAUAUAGCAGGCCAUCUUCUGAACCCGGGAUAA